AUGGAUUCUUCUUCUUCUUCUUCUCUUCCUUUUCCUGCUCCCCUUCAAGAAAAGUACGAUGUGUUUCUUAGUUUCAGAGGUGAGGACACACGCGAUGCUUUUACCAGCCAUCUUCACGCGGCUUUACGUCGGAAGCAAAUUGAGACCUACAUAGAUAACAAACUUGAGAAAGGAGACGACAUUGGACCUGCCCUUCUAGAAGCAAUCGAGAAAUCGAUAAUUGCACUAGUCAUUUUCUCAAAAGACUAUGCUUCUUCCACUUGGUGUUUGAAAGAACUUGUGCAUAUACUUGGAUGCAAGAAAAGCUAUGGACAGAUUGUUAUACCCAUUUUUUAUCGCAUAGAUCCAUCACAUGUACGAAAACAGCAGGGAACUUAUGCACUUGAAGAUCGUCCACUUAAGCGCAUUAGGGAUGAGGUGGCCAACUGGAGGGCUGCUUUGGAGGAAGCAGCCAAUAUGUCUGGGUUUCAUUAUUCCAGCAAAACAGGGACAGAGGCCGAUUUUGUUGAGAAAGUUGCUCAACAUGUUUUGACCAAAUUGAAUCGCGAAUCGUCAAGUGAUUUAAAGGGUCUGGUUGGGAUAGAAAAGAAAAUUGGGAAAAUUGAGUCGUUAUUAUGCUUGGGUUCACCAGGUGUUUGCUGUGUAGGUAUUUGGGGCAUGGGUGGUAUUGGCAAGACCACCCUUGCUGAUGCUGUAUUUCACAGGCACUCAUCUAAAUUUGAAGUUUGUUGUUUUCUUGCAAAUGUGAGGGAGAAAUCAGAAAAAAUGGAUGGACUAAAUGACUUGCGAAAUACACUUGUUCGUGAAUUAUUAAAGGAUGAACGUGUAAAUAUCAACACUCUGUCUAUACCACGUCAUAUUCAAGAUAGGCUCAGGCGUACGAAGGCGCUCAUUGUUCUUGAUGAUGUGAAUGCUCGAAAACAACUAGAAUAUCUUGUUGGUGAUGAUGAUCGGUUUUGCCAAGGAAGUCGAAUCAUUAUAACUUCUAGAGAUCAAGGCCUACUUGAGCAAAGAGUUGACCGUGAAAGGAUAUACAAUGUUGAGGGAUUAUGUUCUGAUGAAGGUCUUGAGCUCUUUCACUCGCAUGCUUUUGGAAAUAAGUCUCCGACAACAGAUUACACUGAGUUGUCAAGAGAGGUGGUGGAUUAUAUUAAGGGCAUUCCAUUAGCUCUUAAAGUUAUGGGGUCCUCAUUCCGUCGUUGCAAGAGCAAACAAGAGUGGGAAGAUCAAUGGAAAAAAGUGAAAGAAUUUCCAGACGAAGAAAUCAAUCAAGUGUUGAGAAUAAGUUACGAUGGAUUAGGAAAACAUGAGAAGGCGAUAUUUCUUGAUAUAGCAUGUUUUCAUAAAGGCUAUGAGAGGAAUUAUGUUAAAGAAGUAUUAGAUGGUUCUGGUUUCCGUGGGAAAAAGGGAAUCAAUGAUCUUAUUGAUAGGUCUCUCAUAUCAAUUUCAUAUUCCUAUGACGAGGAAUGUAUAGAGAUGCAUGAUUUGGUGGAAGAAAUGGGUAAGGCAAUUGCUCAAGAACAAGGCAGUAGGUUACUCAUAGCAAAGGAUGUCAAUCAAUUAUUGGCAAAUAACCAGAGUGAUGGACAUGUUCAAGCCAUAUCCUUUGAUUGGCUUGAGAUGGAAUAUGCAAACUUCGAAAAGAUGCAUCAACUGAGAUGGGUAUGUGUCCAUUCUUAUGAGCACCUCGCAACUUCAUUAAUUGGUUCUCUAGGUCUUCCCAAUUCUCUUAGAUGUCUUCGCUGGUACAAAUAUCCUUUGAAAUCUUUGCCAUCAAAAUUUUCUGCUCAAAAUCUUGUUGUCCUUGAAAUGCCGUACAGCCAAGUUGAGGGGCAACUAUGGAAUGAAGACCAGAGUCCUGUGAACUUAAAACGGAUCAAUCUUGCUAGAUGCAGUCGACUAACUGAAGUCCCAGAUCUCUCUCAGAGUCUACAAAUUGAACAUAUAGAUCUGAAUAGUUGUCGAAGUUUGGUUGAAAUUCCUUCGUAUUUUCAACAUCUUGGCAAGCUUACUUAUCUUGACCUUGGGAGGUGCACAAAUCUCAAAAAUCUUCCCGAGAUGCCAUGCAAUCUUGAAUUCUUAGAUUUGUCUUCGACAGCAAUAGAGGAAUUGCCUUCUUCAGUUUGGUCUCACGAAAAAAUAUCUCACUUAGUUAUUACAUCUUGUAAACACCUUAAGAGUCUUCCAAGCAACAGUUGUAAGCUGAAACCCUCUCUUAGUCUAGAAGGCUGCGAAUCUCUUUGCGAGUUUUGGGAGCUUCCCAGGGAUACAACAGAGCUAGCGUUGAGUAGUUCAACAAUAAAAGAAUUGAGGAAUGCAUCAAUAGAGUCUGCCGUUGGUCUCACUGCAAUUAAACUAAUCAAUUGCGAAAGUCUUGUGAGUCUCCCAACGAACAUUUGGAAGUUGAAAUCUCUAAAGAGCCUUGAUCUCCAGGAUUGUUCUAACUUUCAAAACUUCCCAGAAAUCUCAGAGGUUAUGGAAUAUCUAGAGUUUUUAAAUUUAUCAGGUACAGCGGUUAAAGAGCUACCCCCAUCAAUUAGAAAUCUAGUUGCGCUUCGAGAAUUAUAUCUCCAAAACUGCAAGAACCUUGAGGUUUUCCCCGAUGAGCUCUUUUGCAUAACCUCAUUACAAGUGUUAAAUAUGUGGGGGACCGAAAUUAAGAGCUUACCUGCAAGCAUCAAACCUGGCCCAAAACGACGUCGUUUGGCAAGUGAUUUAAAAGGUCUAGUUGGAAUUGAAAAGAAAAUUGAGGAAAUUGAGUCGUUAUUAUGCUUGGAUUCACCGGGUGUUUGCUGUGUAGGUAUUUUGGGCAUGGGUGGUAUUGGCAAGACCACCCUUGCUGAUGCUGUAUUUAACAGGCUUGCCUCUGAAUUUGAAGCUUGUUGUUUUCUUAAAAAUGUUAGGGAGAACUCAGAAGGGAGAGAUGCGAUAUAUCACUUGAGAAAUACACUUGUUCGUGAUUUAUUAAAGGAUAAAGAUGUAAAUAUCAACACUCCGUUUAUACCACGUCAUAUUCAAGAUAGGCUCAGGCUUACAAAGGCGCUCAUUGUUCUUGAUGAUGUGAAUGCUCGAAAACAACUAGAAUAUCUUGUUGGUGAUGAUUAUCGGUUUUGCCAAGGAAGUCGAAUCAUUAUAACUGCUAGAGAUAAAGGACUACUUGAGCAAAAGGUUGACCCUGAAAAGAUAUACAAUGUUGAGGGAUUAGGUUCUGAUGAAGGUCUUGAGCUCUUUCAUUCGCAUGCUUUUGAAAAUAAUUCUCCGACAACAGAUUACACUGAGUUUUCAAGAGAGGUGGUGGAUUAUAUUAAGGGCAUUCCAUUAGCUCUUAAAGUUAUGGGGUCCUCAUUCCGUCGUUGCAAGAGCAAACAAGAGUGGGAAGAUCAAUGGAAAAAAGUGAGAGAAUUUCCAGACGAAGAAAUCAAUCAAGUGUUGAGAAUAAGUUACGAUGGAUUAGGAAAACAUGAGAAGGAGAUAUUUCUUGAUAUAGCAUGUUUUCAUAAAGGCAAUGAGAGGAAUUAUGUUAAAGAAGUAUUAGAUGGUUCUGGUUUCCAUGGGGAAGCGGGAAUCAAUGAUCUUAUUGAUAGGUCUCUCAUAUCAAUUUCAUAUUCCUAUGACAAGGCAUGGAUAGAGAUGCAUGAUUUGGUGGAAGAAAUGGGUAAGGCAAUUGCUCAAGAACAAGGCAGUAGGUUACUCAAGGCAAAGGAUGUCAAUCAAUUAUUGGCAAAUAACCAGAGUGAUGGACAUGUUCAAGCCAUAUCCUUUGAUUGGCUUGAGAUGGAAUAUGCAAACUUCGAAAAGAUGCAUCAACUGAGAUGGCUAUGUGUCCAUUCUUAUGAGCAUCUCGCAACUUCAUUAAUUGGUUCUCUAGGUCUUCCCAAUUCUCUUAGAUAUCUCUACUGGGGCAAUUAUCCUUUGAAAUCUUUGCCAUCAAAAUUUUCUGCUCAAAAUCUUGUUGUCCUUGAAAUGCCGUAUAGCCAAGUUGAGGGGCAACUUUGGAAUGAAGACCAGAGUCCUGUGAACUUAAAACGGAUCAAUCUUGCUAGAUGCAAUCGACUAACUGAAGUCCCAGAUCUCUCUCAGAGUCUAAAAAUUGAACAUAUAGAUCUGAAUAGUUGUCGAAGUUUGGUUGAAAUUCCUUCGUAUUUUCAACAUCUUGGCAAGCUUACUUAUCUUGACCUUGGGAGGUGCACAAAUCUCAAAAAUCUUCCCGAGAUGCCAUGCAAUCUUGAAUUCUUAGAUUUGUCUUUAACAGCAAUAGAGGAAUUGCCUUCAUCCGUUUGGUCUCAGGAAAAAAUAUCUCACUUAGAUAUUACAUCUUGUAAACAUCUUAAGAGUCUUCCAAGCAACACUUGUAAGCUGAAACCCUCUCUUAGUCUAGAAGGCUGCGAAUCUCUUUGCGAGUUUUGGGAGCUUCCCAGGGAUACAACAGAGCUAGCGUUGAGUAGUUCAACAAUAAAAGAAUUGAGGAAUGCAUCAAUAGAGUCUGCCGUUGGUCUCACUGCAAUUAAACUAAUCAAUUGCGAAAGUCUUGUGAGUCUCCCAACGAACAUUUGGAAGUUGAAAUCUCUAAGGAGCCUUGAUCUCCAGGAUUGUUCUAACUUUCAAAACUUCCCAGAAAUCUCGAAGCCUAUGGAACAUCUGGAGUUUCUAGAUUUAUCACGUACAGCGGUUAAAGAGCUACCCCCAUCAAUUGGAAAUCUAGUUGCGCUUCGAGAAUUAGAACUCCAAUACUGCAAGAACCUUGAGGUUGUCCCCGAUGAGCUCUUUUGCUUAACCUCAUUACAAGUGUUAGAUUUGAGUUGCUCCAAAAUUAAGAGCUUACCUGCAAGCAUCAAACAAGCUGCUCAAUUGUCGCACCUGUUCCUCCAUAGUUGCAAGAGCCUUGAAUCUUUACCAGAGCUCCCCCCAUUGCUUCAACAUCUUGAAGCAGAAGGUUGCACGUCACUGAAGACAGUGUCAAGUUCAAGCACUGCACUCGCACAAGGUUGGGAAAAAUAUAAAUUUUCUCGAGGGCUUCAUGAGCAACAUAUAUUUUUUGAAUGCCCAGAGUUGGAUGAGAACGCACGAAGCAACAUAAUGGCUGAUGCACAGCUCAGAAUUAUGCGAAUGGCAACUGCUUCGUCAAAGUUUAAAGAAGACAAAAUUGAAAAAACAUCAUAUAAUUCAAAUGAGGGAUCUUCUGUUGGCAUUAGAUGUUGUGGGAAUGAAAUUCCAAAAUGGUUCAGCCAUAAAAGUGAGGGAUGUUCAAUAAAGAUUGAGCUUCCUCGUGAUUGGUUUAGCACAGAUUUCUUGGGUUUCGCUCUAUCUCUUGUUGUUGUUUUUGCUUCAGAUUUUCCGAUAAUUGGAUGCAAGUACAACUUCAAAACUAGUAAUGGUGAAAGCCAUGAAGUCAACCAUCCUCGGUGUAAUCCGUUCAUGAUUGGAAGCAGCGGAGAUUCACCUGAGGUGUUGGUGUGGUGGUAUAGUAGUGCCUUUGAAGAAGUUGUAGAGGGAGCUCAAAGCCCCACUGCGUUUUACAAACUUGUUACUGAGGUCAAUGUUGACUUCACCAUACGGGGGAGGUAUUAUUAUGGCUUUUCGGAGCAGGAGUUGGAGGUGAAAAAGUGUGGGAUAUGUCUGUUGUAUGGCAAAGAUGCUGAGAUGAUAAAGCAGAGGGCUUUGUAG
Prunus armeniaca (apricot) is the source of this 5664-nucleotide messenger RNA. The record is from the annotation of a GenBank genome assembly. Lineage: Eukaryota; Viridiplantae; Streptophyta; Magnoliopsida; Rosales; Rosaceae.